Calliphora vicina (urban bluebottle blowfly) is the source of this 1751-nucleotide messenger RNA. RefSeq names its product Leucokinin receptor (gene Lkr). Lineage: Eukaryota; Metazoa; Arthropoda; Insecta; Diptera; Calliphoridae. The record is from RefSeq and is a predicted model, not a curated record. Bases 182 to 1597 code for a protein of 471 amino acids. The transcript is spliced from 7 exons. Gene Ontology annotation, biological process: G protein-coupled receptor signaling pathway. Gene Ontology annotation, molecular function: neuropeptide Y receptor activity. Gene Ontology annotation, cellular component: plasma membrane.
AAAAAUAACUGCUAAAAACAUUAUUUUAACAGCAGACAAACAUAAAAAAGGAUUUAACCCUUACAACAUAACAACAACAAAACACUACACAAAUAAUUAUAUCUACCUAUCUUGAAAGAUAUCUGAUACAAAAAAAAAUAAAAAUAUAAAUCUACACACCCCCAAAUACCUACUUACAGUAAUGGAUGAGUUUCCAGUUCUAAGAAUAUCACCUGAUGAAAUACUGGAGGAGGAAGAGUUUGAACGACUUUACUCAGCACCAGUGGAAAUAAUUGUAUUGUUGUCAAUUUUCUAUGGCAGCAUAAGCGUGCUGGCAAUAAUUGGCAACACGUUGGUCAUAUGGGUGGUGGCGACCACGCGACAAAUGCGCACCGUUACAAACAUGUAUAUAGCAAAUCUGGCAUUUGCCGAUGUCAUAAUUGGUCUAUUCUGUGUACCAUUUCAGUUUCAAGCUGCCUUAUUACAGCGUUGGAAUCUGCCCUGGUUUAUGUGCGGCUUUUGUCCUUUUGUGCAGGCUUUAAGUGUAAACGUGUCGGUAUUUACACUGACAGCCAUUGCGGUAGAUCGUCAUCGUGCUAUUAUAAAUCCCUUAAGAGCACGUCCCACAAAAUUUGCUUCGAAAUUUAUCAUUGGUUGUAUCUGGUUGAUUGCACUCACUUUUGCCAUACCAUGUGCAAUUGCGUUUCGGGUGGAAGAAGUUCAUGAGCGCAUUAAAGAGAACGGCAUCGUGUACAAUAUGACUAGACCGUUUUGCUCGAAUGUUAAUUUGUCGGAGAAUCAACUACAGUCGUAUCGUUACACUUUGGUAUUUGCACAAUAUUUGGUACCCUUUUGCGUCAUCAGUUUUGUCUACAUACAAAUGACUAUUAGAUUAUGGGGCACCCGAGCCCCCGGCAAUGCCCAGGACUCACGAGACAUAACAUUGCUGAAGAAUAAGAAAAAGGUUAUAAAAAUGCUGAUUAUUGUUGUCGUGGUAUUUGGUCUUUGCUGGCUGCCCCUGCAGUUGUACAAUAUUUUGUAUGUAACAAUACCGGAAAUAAACGAAUACCAUUUCAUAAGUAUUGUCUGGUUUUGCUGCGAUUGGUUGGCCAUGAGCAAUAGCUGUUAUAAUCCAUUCAUCUAUGGUAUUUAUAAUGAAAAGUUUAAACGCGAAUUCAACAAACGCUUUGCCGUCUGCUUUUGCCGUUUUCAAACCACACUUGAUGCAAACGAACGCACUCUCUCCAUGCAUACACGAGCAAGUUCCCUGCGAUCAACAUACGGACAGACACAAAUGCGUCUGCGAGGCAACACUUUAAAUGGCAGUACCCACAGUCAACAUCGUGCCUCCCUGAAAGCAGCCGCAAACAAACAAGAUAUUCUACCUGGAAUUCAUACAGAGGGAGCAACAAUGCUGCUAAACAACUAUGGAGGUUCAAAUAACAAUCACGAAAACUCUAGUAAUAAGAAAAUGUUGUGGCAAAAAAACAAUUUUAAGCCGUUACAUCCAGAAUUAAUUGAAUAUGAUGGUGAUGAGGAACAAAGUUUAAUUGAGGAGAAAAGUCAGGCCAUACCCACUGUUGAGUUGAGAAGCGAGCAGCAAGCAGUCAGCGGCUAAAGUGAUUUAAAAUUUUGAAUUUUCGGUUAAAUCAUGCCUAAAUAAACUUUAAAAGAUUCUCCACCUCCUAAAAGCUGUGAUGUUAGAAAAUCAAAACUGUACAAAUAAUACUGAACUACAACUGAACUUUUGUUUCAAUACAUAUUAUGUUUCU